Dermacentor albipictus is the source of this 624-nucleotide messenger RNA. Lineage: Eukaryota; Metazoa; Arthropoda; Arachnida; Ixodida; Ixodidae. The record is from RefSeq and is a predicted model, not a curated record.
AUGUAUCAGCCUGUGUUCCACGAGGACACCUCAGGACACAUCGGUCCUGCUGUACAAAUCAAACUUGUGGAAGGAGCAAUGACAAAGUUUAUAAAAGCACGUCCAGUUCCCUUCGUGCUGCGGUCGGCUGUAGAGGCUGAACUGGAUCGACUGCAAGAUCAAGGCAUAAUCAAGCCUGCGUGGAAUUCGAAUUGGGCAACGCCUCUCAUACCGGUUCGAAAGAAGAAUGGUUCGUUACGAAUAUACAGUGACUACCAUUGUACAGUGAAUCAGGUAUCGAAAAAGGCAGAGUAUCCACUUCUCACAACAGAUGAGGUCCUCCGCCACUCGAGGGGCGGCAAGGUCUUCAGCACCCUGGAUUUAGCACAUGUUUACCAGCAACUUCACGUGACACCACAUACAUCAAAGAUAUUGACCCUCAACAUGCUGAAAGGGCUCUACAAGAUCAAAUGGUCGCCUUUUGGAAUCUCUGCAGCACCAGCCAUUUUUCAACGCUUCAUGGAGACUAUGGUGCCCGGCAUCACAGGCAUUUGUGCAUACUUGGAUGACGUGAUCAUCAGUGGAAAGGAACCCAAGGAACAUGACAUCAGAUUGGAAGAAGUCCUCAAGAGGCUGCACAAGUAA